Messenger RNA from Lutra lutra (Eurasian river otter), 981 nucleotides. Its product is annotated as proline-rich protein 14-like. The record is from RefSeq and is a predicted model, not a curated record. NCBI's taxonomy places the organism in Eukaryota, Metazoa, Chordata, Mammalia, Carnivora, Mustelidae. The annotation marks the transcript as partial. The transcript has a single exon. Gene Ontology annotation, cellular component: nucleoplasm.
UCUGCUCUGCCGUCCAGCCUUUUACGCCCCCGCCUCAGUCCCUGGGGCUUGGCCCCCCUCUUCCGUUCCGUCCGCUCCAAGCUGGAGAGCUUUGCUGACAUCUUCCUCACGCCCAACAAAGUCCCACGGCCCCCACCCCCAUCACCCCCCAUGAAGUUGGAGUUGAAGAUUGCCAUCUCAGAGGCUGAGCAGUCCAGGGCUGUUGAGGACACUGCGUCUGUCAGCCCCCGGCCCCCUAUCCGCCAGUGGCGAGCCCAAGACCACAACCCCCCAGCACCUCUCUCUAAGCCCUCUCUGGGCCGAAGCCACUCCUGCCCUGAUCUGGGACCUCCUGGCCCAGAUGCCUGCAGCUGGCCCCCUGCUCCCCAUCACCCAAGCCGAUCACGGCCCCGGUGGCACACCGUGGGUGGUGGAGAGACGGCCCGACCCCCACCACCCCCUCGGCCCUGUCUCCGGAAAGAGGUCUUCCCUCUUGGAGGAGUGGGAGGCUCUCCUACCCUUGUCACAACUUGCUCGUCCACCGCAUCUUCCUCCUCCUUCUCUGAACCUGCAGAACCCAGGUUGGGCUCAACCAAAGGGAAGGAGCCAAGGGCCUCAGAGGACCAGGUGCUUUCAGACCCGGAGACCAAGACCAUGGGAAAGGUUUCUCGAUUCAGAAUACGCAGGACACCAGCCCGUGCUCAGCUAAACCUUACACCAAUGGGGCUGCCUCGACCAAUCAGGUUGAACAAGAAGGAGUUCAGCUUAGAAGAAAUUUAUACCAACAAGAAUUAUCAGUCGCCUACAACCAGGAGGACCUUUGAGACCAUCUUUGAGGAACCCCGGGAGCGCAAUGGGACUUUGAUUUUCACCAGCUCAAAGAAGCUUCGGCGGGCUGUAGAAUUUCGGGACAGCAGCCUUCCUCGAUCCCGGCGGCCUCGUGGGGUGCGGGCUGCAGGUGGCAGGACCCUCACCCCCAGCCUGCCCCCCAGCCCAUAUUAG